GCCACUUCUCGCUGUGUCCCGGGAGUCAGCUGCAUGGAUCGGGCCCCCUCCCCCAGGAGGGGCUCCAACAGCCGGCCCAGUCCCUGCAGCAGGAGAGGGGCGUCCAGUUCUCACCACCGCACGGGCAAAAACUCGAGGUUGGAGUGCCCGCUGUCCACCACGGCCAAGACGAACACCCUCUCCUCCGCGGCCCUGCACCCGCGAAGCUGGGCUCCAGGGUAGGGAGUGCAGAAGCCCGGGCCGUAGACGGCGCGCACAGCGCAGGCACGAGCCACCCCGACACUCCUGGGGCGGGGCUGAAGAGCAAGGUUGGCCCUUACUCCCCCCUGCCCGGUGCGUUGUGGGAGGGACGGCGGCGGUGGGGCGGGGCUGCAGGCAGCCGUCGCGUGUACGCUCAGGCACGUGGGCCAUGCACCAUGGGGAACCGCAGGGCCGCGGACGCGGGCUGGCUGCUGGUGGGGCGCGGGGCCAGAGCGGGGGCUGCGGGCACAGGCGGGGGGCUAGGGGGCGCGGGCGUGGUGGCGCUGGCGGGCCCCGUGUUGCUCAUUGGCGCGGUCCUGGCGGGGAACUCGCUCUUGUGCAUGAGCGUGGCCUCCGAGCGCGCGCUGCAGACGCCCACCAACUACUUCAUCCCGAGCCUGGCGGCCGCCGACCUCCCCCUUGCGCUGCUCGUGCUGCCGCUCUUCGUCUGUGCCGAGGUCCACGGCGGAGAGUGGCUGCUGAGCCCCGGCCUCUGCGACGAGCUCAUGGCUAUGGACGUCAUGCUCUGCACGGCCUCGAUCUUCAACCUUUGCGCCAUCAGCGUCGACAGGUGGGCAACCUGCCCGCCCCGCCCCCGUCCUCACGCCCCUGUCGCCCCGCCCCGCAGGUUCGUGGCCGUGGCCGUGACUGUGCCGCUGAGCUAUGGCCGGCAGGGCCGGCGUCAGCUGCUGCUCAUAGGUGCCGCCUGGCUGCUGUCCGCUGCAGUGGCCGCGCCGGGGCUGUGCGGCUUCAAUGACGUGCGCGGCCGCGACCCGGCCGUGUGCCGCCUGGAGGACCGCGACUACGUGGUCUACUCGUCCGUGUGCUCCUUCCUCCUGCCCUGCCCGCUCAUGCUUCUGCUCUCCUGGGCCACCAUCCGCGGACUGCGGCGCUGGGGGGCUGCCCGGCGAACCAAGCCGCACUCGCGCGCUCCCCACCGGCCCAGCGGCCCGGGUCCGCCCCCAGCACCCUGGACCCCGAGGACUCCGCGCCCGGCUGCCCUGCGCGCUGGACUGCGCACCCGCUCCCGGCCUUCCCCGGGACCUGGAAGGCGCUAUGUCGCUCCAGACCCCAUCCCUUACGCGGCGCUCCCGCCGCAGGUCCGCAGGAGGCGGCGCCCCAAGAUCUCCAGCUGGGAACGCAAGGCCAUGAGGGUCCUGCCGGUGGUGGUCGGGGCCUUCGUGCUGUGCUGGACACCUUUCUUCGUGGUGCACAUCAUGCGCGCGCUGUGUCCCGGGUGCUCCGUGUCCCCGCGCCCGGUCAGCGCCGUCACCUGGCUGGGCUACGUCCACAGCGCCCUCAACUCCCCCAUCGUCUACACCGUCUUCAAUGCCGAGUUCCGGGCCGUCUUUCACAAAGCACUGCGCCUGUGCUGCUUAUCCAUCUCCCGGGGAUCGGCCGGCCGGCCGGGAGGGGCCGAGCCGUCAUCUGAUUAAACCAACUCCUGCCUGA
Messenger RNA from Heterocephalus glaber (naked mole-rat), 1692 nucleotides. RefSeq names its product dopamine receptor D4 (gene Drd4). The record is from RefSeq and is a predicted model, not a curated record. Gene Ontology annotation, cellular component: plasma membrane. Gene Ontology annotation, molecular function: G protein-coupled receptor activity; dopamine neurotransmitter receptor activity, coupled via Gi/Go. NCBI's taxonomy places the organism in Eukaryota, Metazoa, Chordata, Mammalia, Rodentia, Bathyergidae. Gene Ontology annotation, biological process: regulation of potassium ion transport; adenylate cyclase-inhibiting dopamine receptor signaling pathway; negative regulation of cytosolic calcium ion concentration.